Messenger RNA from Pyrenophora tritici-repentis Pt-1C-BFP, 638 nucleotides. RefSeq names its product LSM1, Small nuclear ribonucleoprotein (snRNP) protein. Gene Ontology annotation, biological process: maturation of SSU-rRNA; mRNA splicing, via spliceosome. Lineage: Eukaryota; Fungi; Ascomycota; Dothideomycetes; Pleosporales; Pleosporaceae. Gene Ontology annotation, cellular component: sno(s)RNA-containing ribonucleoprotein complex; U6 snRNP; U4/U6 x U5 tri-snRNP complex. Gene Ontology annotation, molecular function: RNA binding. The record is from RefSeq and is a predicted model, not a curated record.
ACCACACAUGUAAGCGCCUCAUAUCUCACCGCCCUCAUCAUGUCCACAAACGGCGAAAGUCCAGCACCAGAAGCUGCUGCUGAUUCCAGAGAUCCCAGUGGCUUCCUCAGCGAGAUCAUCGGAGCUCCCGUGACUGUCAAGCUGAACUCUGGUAUCAUCUACAAAGGCGACCUCCAAUCUGUCGAUGGCUACAUGAAUAUCGCCCUGGAGCGAUGCAAAGAAGUUGCUGAUGGUCGUGUGACGCGGAACUGGGGAGAUGCCUUCGUUCGUGGAAACAAUGUCACAUACAUCUGCGCAGACAACGCAUGAAGGAGCAUGUAGCGUGGAAACUGGAUUGCGCUACAGGUGACUAUCAUCGUGCGCACACACGCCACACAAAAGCUGCCCUGAAGUUAAGCUUGUUUACAUGACGAACAUGGGGAAUCACUUAUAUCCCCGAGGGCCUCCAAAGUCACAAAUGAGCACCCAGUUUCAAUAUUUCCUCACUCACUUACAACUGACUUCACCGUGUCGUCACAAUGCCUUGGUAUUACAAUGCUCGACCUUGGGCUUCUUCACUUGCAAACAAUGUUUGGCUUGCACUCUGCUGUUAGAAUUUCAAGAUUUCUGAGCCCAUUAAAAUAAGACCUUUCUUCUAG